GCAGAGAGUGGGAAAGAAGACGCCGUUGGCAUCCCUGUGGAAGGUGAUGUCACUCUUCCCAAGCCAGCUGUCAACUCCGCCCUCGUUUUAAAUAAGGGGAGGUCUCGGUUUCGCCGGUCGCGGAUGCCUUCAUGGCUGCCAUGUUAGAAAGGAAGUGAUUGCAGGAGGUAGCGGUAGAGUAGGGGCGGAAAAGCCCUUCUUCAUUACCAGUGCGGAGAAGGACGUAGUGAUUCCCCUUGACCAAGAUUAUUCGGCAGGGGUCUCAGGAUCUGAGCGGCAGGGGAGCUUGACAGGCAGCAUCCCAGAGGGGAAAACGGUGGCUGCGGCGGCGGCGGCUUUGGCCUAAGAUGGCGGACCCGGCGGAGUGCAACAUCAAAGUGAUGUGUCGCUUCAGACCCCUCAACGAUUCGGAAGUGAUUCGAGGCGACAAGUAUAUCGCCAAGUUCCAGGGCGAAGAUACCGUCGUCAUCGCGUCUAAGCCUUAUGCAUUUGACCAUGUAUUCCAGUCACAGACAUCACAAGAACAAGUAUAUAAUGAUUGUGCUAAAAAGAUUGUUAAAGAUGUGCUUGAAGGAUACAAUGGUACAAUAUUUGCUUAUGGACAAACAUCAUCUGGGAAAACUCACACUAUGGAGGGGAAGUUGCAUGAUCCAGAUGAGGGGAUUAUUCCAAGAAUAGUGCAAGAUAUUAAUUAUAUUUAUUCCAUGGAUGAAAUUUGGAAUUUUCAUAUUAAGGUAAUUUAUUUUGAAAUUUAUUUGGAUAAAAUAAGGGACCUUUUGGAUGUCUCAAAGACCAAUCUUUCUGUUCAUGAGGACAAAAACCGAGUACCUUACGUGAAGGGCUGCACUGAACGGUUUGUAUGUAGUCCAGAUGAAGUUGGAUACUAUGAUGAAGGAAAAUCAAACAGGCAUGUAGCAGUUACAAAUAUGAAUGAACAUAGCUCUCGAAGUCAUAGCAUCUUUCUCAUUAAUGUAAAGCAAGAAAACACUCAAACAGAGCAGAAAUUGAGUGGAAAACUUUAUCUUGUAGACUUGGCAGGUAGUGAAAGGUUAGUAAAACUGGAGAGAAGGUGCAGUAUGGAUGAGGCUAAAAAUAUCAACAAAUCUCUAUCAGCUCUUGGAAAUGUCAUUUCUGCUUUAGCUGAAAAUAGUACAUAUGUUCCAUAUCGAGAUAGUAAAAUGACCAGAAUUUUACAAGAUUCCUUAGGAGGCAAUUGUAGAACCACAAUUGUUAUUUGCUGUUCCCCAUCAUCUUAUGAAUCUGAAACAAAAUCUACACUGUUAUUUGGUCAGAGAGCCAAGACUAUCAAGAAUACGUGUGUUAACGUAGAAUUAACUGCAGAACAGUGGAAGAAAAAAUAUGAAAAAGAAAAGGAGAAAAACAAAACACUACGUAACACUAUCCAAUGGCUUGAAAAUGAGCUCAGUAGAUGGCGCAAUGGAGAGACUGUACCUCUUGAGGAACAGUUUGACAAGGAAAAGGCUAAUUUGGAAGUAUUUGCUGUGGAUAAAGAUACAAUUAUUAAUGAUACCCCAACUCCUACCAUUGGAGUGAUUGGCAAUUUCACUGAUGCUGAAGGAGAAAGUGUGAAGAAGAAUGGCUAAAGUGUAAAACAGUUAGAUGACAAGGAUGAAGAAAUUAAUCAACAAAGCCAAUUAGUGGAAAAACUAAAAACACAGAUGUUGGAUCAGGAAGAGUGGUCUUUAUAUUAUUAUAUAGCUUUAGCAUCCACCAGACGGGACCAAGAUAAUAUGCAAGCCGAACUGAAUCGCCUUCAGGCUGAAAAUGAUGCUUCUAAAGAAGAGGUAAAAGAGGUUCUCCAGGCCCUUGAGGAACUUGCUGUCAACUAUGAUCAAAAGUCACAAGAGGUUGAAGACAAGGCAAAGGAGUAUGAAAUACUAAGUGAUGAAUUGAAUCAGAAAUCGAUAACAUUAGCUAGUAUAGAUGGAGAACUUCAAAAACUUAAAGAAAUGACCAAUCAUCAGAAAAAACGUGCAACUGAAAUGAUGGCAUCUCUGUUAAAAGACCUUGCAGAAAUAGGAAUUGGUGGAAACAACGAUGUAAAGCAGCCAGAAGGAACUGGUAUGAUAGGAGAAUUCACGGUUGCAAGACUCUACAUCAGUAAAAUGAAAUCUGAAGUAAAAACUAUGGUAAAACGUUGUAAGCAGUUAGAAAGUACACAAACAGAAAGCAAUAAGAAAAUGGAAGAAAAUGAAAAGGAACUAGCAGCCUGUCAGCUUCGUAUUUCACAGCAUGAAGCCAAGAUCAAAUCACUUACAGAAUAUCUUCAGAAUGUGGAACAGAAGAAAAGACAGCUUGAAGAGUCUGUGGAUUCUCUUAAUGAGGAGCUAGUUGAACUCCACGCCCAAAGAAAAGUUCAUGAAAUGGAGAAGGAACAUCUGAACAAAGUUCAGACUGCAAAGGAGGCUAAGCAAGCAGUUGAGCAGCAAAUCCGUCACCGUGAAACUCAUCAGAAGCAGAUUAGCAGCUUGAGAGAUGAAAUUGAGGCAAAAGAAAAAUAUACUGAUUUGCAAGAUCAAAAUCAGAAGAUAAUACUAGAGCAGGAACGGCUCAGAAUUGAACAUGAGUUGAAAACUGUGGACCAGGAAAAAAGCAAGAAAUUGCAUGAACUUACGUAAUAUUAUACAAGAUAGAGAGAGCAAGCAAGGCAAGACCUAAAAGUAGAGGAGACUGUGGCCAAAGAACUUCAGACUCUGCAUAAUCAGAAACUCUUUGUUCAGGAUUUGGCUAGCAGAGUUAAGAAGAGUGCAGAGAUUGAUUCAGAUGAUACUGGUGGGAGUGCUGCUCAGAAACAGAAGAUUUCUUUUCUAGAGAACAAUCUUGAACAGCUCACAAAAGUCCAUAAACAGUUGGUACGUGAUAAUGCAGAUCUUCGCUGUGAACUUCCAAAACUGGAGAAACGGCUUAGAGCUACAGCUGAAAGAGUUAAAGCUUUGGAAUCAGCAUUAAAAGAAGCAAGAAAUGCUUCCCGAGAUCGUAAGCGAUACCAGCAAGAAGUAGACAGAAUUAAAGAAGCAGUGAGAUCAAAGAACAUGAUCAGAAAGGCACAUUCAGCACAGAUUGCUAAGCCUAUUCGUCCUGGUCAACAUCCAGCUGCUUCUCCAACCCAUCCAAAUGCAAUUCGUGGUGGAACUGCUUUUACCCAAAAUAGUCAGCCAGUUGCAGUACGUGGAGGUGGAGCUCGGCAAGAGAAAGCAUGAAUUAUGAUAAUCAAGAUGGUGAGAAGUACACACAACAUGAUCAGAAUUGGAUAUUGCGCAAUGAGAGUCAUUCCUUGAAAAUUAGAAAAUUGUAUAAAUUUGUACCAUCUGUACAGCUCUCCUCAUUUUUCGAUUUGGCUAAUUGAGUCCCAGGAAAUUAGAAUUCUUUCUUGGAAAAUUGACAUAUAACUUAAAAUGUAGGUCUCAUUAUAUGAUCUUGUCGUUCACGUCUUAAAUUUAGUCUGCACUGUGCCAAGUUGAAUGUAUGUUAAGCAACAUCUUAAAAUUUCCUAGUUUAAUUUAUAUAUAUUUAAUGGUCUUAGGAAGUGUGGAGCUAUGUUGAAAUAAGUUUCAACCCUUAUAACUUUAAUUACACUAUUUGACCCACUCAUGAAUUAGAACACUGUACAUUAAUUUUGCCUAUACGGCUGUAUAGAGACUAAGACUAAAAUUAUUUGUACAGUAUGAAAUUACUGAGAUGUGUUUAUGACGACUGCUGCCUUUAGGCACUGAAAUCUCAAAAACAUAGAACUAAGAAAGUGUUCUUGUAAGGCUAUGUAACUGUUUAGUUAAAUAUCUUUUACUGGGUUAUUGAGUUAAUACUGUGUAUAGCAAGUAAUAAAUAUAGAUUGACAUGAAAAGAUUUGGCAAUGACUUUGUCUUAUUCCUGACUAUACACAGAAUAGCAUGAUGAGAUGAAAACAUUCUGCUUCCUCUUGAUCAGCCUAUCAAUCAUCAGAGCUGUAUAAAUUUGGAAGAAAAAUUAGGAAAUUAUUUUGCAUUUAUGUUUUUUACUGUAAUAAAUUUUAUUCUAGAAGUAAACUCUACAAUGUUCUAUAAAUGAAAGUCUA
Molecule: messenger RNA, 4072 nt
Organism: Thamnophis elegans (Western terrestrial garter snake)
Lineage: Eukaryota; Metazoa; Chordata; Lepidosauria; Squamata; Natricidae
Gene: KIF5B
Product: kinesin family member 5B
Biological process (GO): microtubule-based movement
Molecular function (GO): microtubule motor activity; microtubule binding; ATP binding
Source: RefSeq, a predicted model, not a curated record